This is a messenger RNA of Gopherus flavomarginatus (Mexican gopher tortoise), 2125 nucleotides long. Its product is annotated as cytochrome P450 2G1-like. The record is from RefSeq and is a predicted model, not a curated record. Gene Ontology annotation, molecular function: iron ion binding; oxidoreductase activity, acting on paired donors, with incorporation or reduction of molecular oxygen, reduced flavin or flavoprotein as one donor, and incorporation of one atom of oxygen; heme binding. NCBI's taxonomy places the organism in Eukaryota, Metazoa, Chordata, Testudines, Testudinidae. The transcript has 9 exons. Gene Ontology annotation, biological process: xenobiotic metabolic process. Gene Ontology annotation, cellular component: cytoplasm; intracellular membrane-bounded organelle. The coding region runs from base 409 to 1893 and encodes 494 amino acids.
UAUCUGGGUGGGUUCUUUGGCAGUCGCUGCCCAUCCCCAGCAAUCUUGCAUGAGUGUGUUUUGGAAGAUAACCGCUCCACUGCCUAGAUCAUAAGACUCGGCUACAUAGCCUGGGCUUAAACAAGCAAACAGAACAGCCCCAAGGACCUGGAUCCCAGAGGAGCUUUGACACAGAUGUUUUCCAAUCCCCUCGUGAUUCCAAAGGCGUUAAAAAGGUCAGUGCCUCAGUGACUGGCUGGCAAAAUUGCCCCCAGACUGUCAAUUUCUGAGUUGCACCCAGCUCUGGGGAAUACGGACACAGCCAAGCAUCAGGUGAACUAGGUCAUUCUUGCCAGGUGCCACAAGAUUCAGCUCCUGGAUCCUACGUCUAACGCUCCGGCUGCUUCUGGCUCACGGGUGGCUGGCGCGAUGGAGCUGGGGGGAGCAGCCACUCUUGUCCUGGCGGCUGGCGUUCUGUGCCUGGCUCUCCUCUGGGAGUGGAAACGGCAGCAGGAAAGCAGCAAAUUUCCCCCCGGACCGACUCCUCUGCUACUUCUGGGCAACGUGCUGCAGCUGAGCAGGGGGGACCUGUUCACCUCGCUGAUGGCGCUGCGGGAGAAGUACGGCCCGGUGUUCUCGGUGCUCCUGGGCCCGCGGCGGGUGGUGGUGCUGUGCGGGCACGAGGCGGUGAAGGAAGCCCUGGUGGAUCACGCCGAGGAGUUCAGCGGCAGAGGAGGCAUGCCCACAUUGGACAGGAUCUUCCAUGGUUAUGGGGUCAUCUUAGCGAACGGCGAGCGGUGGAAGCAGCUCCGCCAGUUCUCUGUCGCCACCCUGCGGAGUCUGGGGAUGGGGAAAAGGAGCCUUCAAGAGAGGAUCGCGGAGGAAGCUCGGUGUCUGGUGGAGGAGAUCAGGAAAACCAACGGUUCUCCCUUCGACCCCAGCCGCCCCGUCAGCCACGCCGUCGGCAAUGUGAUCUCCUCCAUCGUCUUCGGGGACCGCUUUGACCACCAGGACCAGACCUUCCUGAGCUUACUCGACGUCAUCCAGAACCUCUUCCUGGAGCUGACCAGCCCCUGGACACAGUUCUACGAGAUGUUUCCAGGCAUCAUGCGCUUCUUACCCGGCCCCCACAACCGGAUUCUUCAGCACGUCAAGGUGCUGCACAACUUCGUCACCGAGCGGGUGCAGAGGAACCAGAAGACCUUGGAUCCUGGCUCUCCCCGGGAUUACAUUGACACCUUCCUCAUCAAGAUGGAAGAGGAAAAGCAAAAUCCGCAGAGUGAAUUCCACACAAAGAACCUGACGCUGAGCGUAGUCCACUUGUUUUUCGGUGGGACAGAGAUGGUGAGCGCCACCUUGCGAUAUGGGUUCCUGCUCCUGAUGAAGUACCCAGAGGUACAAGAAAAGGUGCAUCAGGAAAUCGAUGGUGUUGUCGGCCGGAACCGCAGCCCCGCCGCUGAGGACCGAAGCCGGAUGCCCUACACCCACGCCGUGAUACAUGAGAUCCAGCGAUUCAGCAACAUCAUCCCGCUGGGGAUUCCACAUGCAGUGCUCCGAGACACCCAGUUCCGGGGCUACAUACUCCCCAAGGGGACAGAUGUUUUCUGCGUGCUGGGCUCCGCCCUCCGGGACCCCAGACACUUCAGGGACCCAGAACGCUUCAACCCUGGGAAUUUCUUGGAUGAGAAUGGCGGCUUUAAGAAGAACCAUGCUUUUGUGGCUUUUUCCUCAGGGAAGCGGGUGUGUCUGGGCGAGGGUCUGGCCCGCAUGGAGCUCUUCCUGGUCUUUACCUCCGUCCUGCAGCACUUCACCUUGCAGUCGCCCAUCGACCCCCAGGACAUUGACCUGACCCCAAAAUCGAGUGGAUUUUGGAACAUACCUCCCAAGUACAGGAUCUGUGCCCUCCCACGCUGAGUCGUCAUCAGCGGACAUGCCAGGAGAGCAGUUAUUGAUCGUGAAACAAACAGGGUAAGCGUGUGAUGGCCCCAAGGCUGGACCUGCGUAAAUGCGGAAGCUUUUCCAUGGUACAAUCUCAUUUGCAGGUCUUGACGCUGAACAUUCCUGGCCAAUUUACCUCAGGCGUUCACUCACGUUUUUUCUUUUUAAUGCCAAGAUAUCCCUGAAGCCGUGUACAGUUCUGGUAUGG